AUGACGACACCGACUCCAGCACAGAGAUACACCCACGCAGACAUUGACCUCCAUGUCGCCUGCAGGGAGGGGUACCUGGCGGGGGUGAAGCAGAUCCUGGACACAGGUCGGGCUGACGUCUUUUGUAGAGGCGAUGUCGGGAUAACACCGGUGAUGGAGGCAGCAUGGCGGGGACACAGAGAUGUGGUGGAGCACCUAGUGAGUCACGGUGCUGAUGUGUCACUGGUGGACGUGUAUGGUGACUACAUCCUUCACUACGCCUGUCUGAGUGGAGACAGGAAGACAGUGGAGUUUGUCCUGUCUCUGGACGGGGUUGACAUCAACAGUAGAGGACGGUGGAGCAAGACACCGGUGAUGUUGGCAGCACGGUGGGGACACAGAGAUGUGGUGGAGCUCCUUGUGAGUCAAGGUGCUGAUGUGUCACUGGUGGACGAUGACGGUAACAACAUCCUUCACUACGCCUGUAUAGGAAGAGACAGGGGGACAGUGGAGUUUGUCCUGUCUCUGGACGGGGUUGACAUCAACAGUAGAGGACGGUGGAGCACGACACCGGUGAUGUUGGCAGCCUGGCGGGAACACAGAGAUGUGGUGGAGCUCCUUGUGAGUCAAGGUGCUGAUGUGUCACUGGUGGACGAUGACGGUAACAACAUCCUUCACUACGCCUGUCUGGGAGGAGACAAGAAGACAGUGGAGUCUGUCCUGUCUCUGGACGGGGUUGACAUCAACGCCAGGAACAACUACGGAGAGACAGCGGCCGACUGGGCAAGAGACAGGGGACAUCUGCAACUGGUGGAAUUCCUGGUGUCACGUGGUACUCAGUGAAGUGAAGGUAGUGUUGGUGUAGACAGUGAUGGAGGACAUGUCGUUACUGACACUGGCGUGGUGUGUGCCGUUCACGUCGUCGCGUUGUUU
This is a messenger RNA of Haliotis rubra (blacklip abalone), 912 nucleotides long. Its product is annotated as serine/threonine-protein phosphatase 6 regulatory ankyrin repeat subunit B-like. The record is from RefSeq and is a predicted model, not a curated record. Lineage: Eukaryota; Metazoa; Mollusca; Gastropoda; Lepetellida; Haliotidae. The transcript is spliced from 2 exons. Gene Ontology annotation, molecular function: protein binding. The coding region runs from base 1 to 822 and encodes 273 amino acids.